AUGCUCCGGUGUGCUCGGCAGCUUUUCCGCGACCAGUCGCUGCUAUGUACAGCACCUAUUAUCACACUGGUUACUGUCGCGUCACUAGAUGCAGCAGAUAAGAAUCUAUUAGCGUCCUCGUUUCCAGUGCUCGCCCGUACGCUGCACCUGGACAUAAGCAUUCUGGGAUACUUCUCGCUAUUCAGCAAUCUAUCGUAUGCGUUGGCACUCCCCUUGUGGGGAUAUCUUAUACACAGGUAUGGAAUCGACAACAUUCAUCUGUUAUUGGCCACGUCCUGCCUAUCUUGGGGCAUAACUACCCUGGGUGUUGUCUUAUUCGACGAGAGUAUAUUUUUGCAGGCUGUGUUCCGCGCACUCAAUGGAGUGGCACUCGCAUCUGUGAUGCCGCUGACGCAGACUCUACUCGUGGAGAUAGUUCCUUCAUCAAUGCGGGGACGUGCCUUUGGCUUCAUGGGUGUGUGUGAAAAGCUCGCCGGCAUGUUCGCCGCAACGUUCGUGGUGUAUAUGGAUAAUUGGCAGAUACCGUACUACAUCAUGGCAUUCCUCUCGGUGAUGUUUGCAUUCAUAGUCAAGUCUGAGUUGGAUCCAAAUAAGAGUAAAAGCGAUUUCAGAGGUGUGUACCAGCAAGUGAAUAUAUGUGAUUCAGUCAAAGGGCACCGAGACUCAAAAUUGUCGAUUCUGCAGAUUAUACAACGCAUCGCACGCAUACCCGCGUUUGUAUGUUUGGUGGCUCAAGGCGUGUUCGGAGGCACACCCUGGGAUAUAAUGAGCUUUAUGCUCUUACUAUUGAAUUGGCGCAAUUUCCACACGGAACAGAUAGUCGCCAUACAGAUAGCUAUGGGAAUUGGUGGCACCAUUGGUGGUUGGCUUGGAGGCACUCUAGGUGAUUGGGCUGCCGUGAGACAUGGGAAUCGUGGACGGAUAUACGUAGCCUUCACGAGCGUUGUGGGUGGGAUCCCCCUGUAUGCAAAAUUCCUGUACGCCACGGAAUACGAGUAUGCCUUGCUAUACAUGUUCGCUUUCAGCGUCAUCGGCUCAUGGCCCGGCGCUGCCGCACUGCGACCGAUAUGCGCUUAUUUGGCUCAAAAUGCCAGUGAAAGAGCCCAGAUUGUGUCCAUGUGGAUGAUGCUUGAGAAGGCAUCCGGGGCGAUAUUUGGCGCUCCGCUAGUGGGGUAUUUAGCGAGCAAUUUAAUCGAUGGCUUGCGCGAGGCGGGUGAUGGCUCUGAAAGUAUAUACGCAGACGAAAAAGCGGGUGCAUUGGCGUUCUAUCUUUGCGUACUAUCGUCCUUCUUCUGGGCCCUAUGUUCUAUGUUCUGGUUGCUCAUGGACUAUUACAUGCCGCUGGGAGAUGAUGUGAAACUGUCUGUAAAUGCAGGGUAG
Sphaeroforma arctica JP610 is the source of this 1380-nucleotide messenger RNA. RefSeq lists its product as hypothetical. Gene Ontology annotation, cellular component: membrane. Gene Ontology annotation, molecular function: transmembrane transporter activity. Gene Ontology annotation, biological process: transmembrane transport. NCBI's taxonomy places the organism in Eukaryota, Ichthyosporea, Ichthyophonida. The record is from RefSeq and is a predicted model, not a curated record. The coding region runs from base 1 to 1380 and encodes 459 amino acids. The transcript is spliced from 2 exons.